GUUCAGUUUGGAGCUCUCACGAGGCAACAGGACACCGUCAAACUGCCACAGCACAGUUUGAUUUUGUGUCCUUCAUUUCCUUGUUGCAACGGCCGCGAACACUCAAGGGAGGCACGAACACACCCUCGGGCAACGGUCACACGGUUUUUCCGCCUUUUUGUUCAUUUGGAUUGAGUGAAGAUGCCGAGAAUUAGUUGGUUUACGUCGCUCGGGAUCAUCCUGCUGGUGUCGCCGACGUUUGGCAUCGAUCUGAGCAGACUCUACGGCCACCUGGAGCCCCCGAUGCAGAAGCGCGGAGAGUCCUGCCAUCCGUACGAGCCCUUCAAGUGUCCUGGCAGCGACCAAUGCAUCUCCAUCCAGUACUUGUGCGACGGAGCGCCGGAUUGUGCAGAUGGAUACGACGAGGACAUGCGACUCUGCACAGCUGCUAAGCGGCCACCUGUGGAGGAGACGGCGUCCUUCCUGCAGAGUCUCCUGGCCAGCCACGGACCCAACUACCUGGAGAAGCUCUUCGGCAGCAAAGCCAGGGACGCCCUGGAGCCACUCGGCGGCACUGAGAAGGUCGCCAUCGCGCUGUCGGAGUCGCAGACCAUCGAGGACUUCGGCGCCGCUCUGCAUCUCAUGAGGUCCGACUUGGAGCACUUGCGAUCGGUGUUCAUGGCCGUGGAGAAUGGUGAUUUGGGCAUGCUGAAAUCACUGGGAAUCAAAGACUCUGAGCUGGGCGAUGUGAAGUUUUUCCUCGAGAAGCUGGUCAACACCGGCUUCCUCGACUGAGUAGCGCCAGAUCCAGCUUCCCCGUUCUACUACGCUGUCCCUAUUAAUCCCCAGUUCUACUCCUACCUCGGUUCCUCCUUCGACGGAUACGUUUACUAAUUUACCCUCACUUAAUCUCUCUCCUACCUUCUUAUCAAUUUCACUCACUCUGCAUCAUUAAUCAAUUCGCCUUUUUCCCAAAUUUGGGGGAGAAUUUCUCCCUCUGCGAGUGAGAAAGCAAAGACGAAGAUGAAGGAGAAAGAAAAACGCUAAAAAAAAACCGCCGACGAGAUUCAUCCUUUGCUGAGGAUUUUGGGCAGAUGAUGAAACUCCGGGGCAACCAAAAAAAAAAAAGAAAGAAGAAGAAGAUCAUUCCCUCCCCUUUUCUUCAAAAAAUUAAUUUUGCGCGUUUUUGGGUUGGAAUGACGGACAAAGAGGAUGAAAUGGUGAUAAUUUCUCGAGAGAUUGGCUGGCCAUUGAGUGGUGCUUUUCGGGAGGAUCAAAAGAAAGAGAAAGAGAGUGGAUAAAGUGACAAAAAACACCCUUUAUCUGGGCACAGUUUGCAAAAAAAAAGGAAAAAACUUAUAUAAAACCAUCGCAAUUCUCAAGCGGUUUUCACGCGCGCGCGCGCGCGACAUCCAAAGGCGACUCUGAAUUCUUCACGAAUGACCUCUUCUGACCACACAAGAAACACACUGACACAUGAGAACAGGUCAUCAUUUGGUGGUGUGACCAAUUCGACUUCCCUUUGCCUGUGUCGCGGCGCCAAGAAGAAACCCAGGAGAAGAAAACAAAUCUAGAGAACAAAAAAAACACACCAAAAAUAGUCAUAAAACAUAGAAAACACUUAGGAAAAUUAGAUUAGAAAUGUGGUUGAUAAGAACAAAAAAAAAAGUGGACAAGAAACGCAAAUUUUAUUUCCCCAAAAAAAAACCUUCUCUUACUAUAAGACGAAAAAAAGAAAUGAAAAAAAUUCUGUCUUUAAAAACUUUCACUUAUAAACUCUUAUAAAAACCUCAUGAAAAAAAUUUGAACAAUUUGACAUGAAAAUCUUCACUCUUUUCAAUUUUUUCCCUUUCAAAAAAAAAAAUUCACGGAAGCGGGAUCGCAAGACAGAAAAGAAAGCAAAGAAAAAAUAUAUUUAACUUCAGAGAUUCUUAACAUAGUAAGUUUUGAGAGAAGAAAAAAUAAAUAAUUGUGUGCUGAUGCUUUUUUCUCUUAGUGUGAAAUUGAAGAGUGACAACUAAGAUUUAAUAAAUUUUAAGCGAGAUUUCAUCACAACAAAAGAUUUCUGCGUAAUUGAUAAAGAAGAAGAAGAAGAAAAAACUUAUAUUGUAAUUCUACUUGUCUUGUGAUAUGUGUCUCUCUUAUAUUCCCCAAGAAUGUCUCUUAACUUACAAGGAAAAACAUAAAAUCCACAGUGUUUGACGAUCUUCCCAAGAUCAAGAUUUUUCCCACCUCAGCCCCGAAAAAUAGACGUUUCAGCCGAGGUUUCUUAAUAAACUCGAUUUAAGCUAAAGAAAAAAAAAUGAGAAAUUAAUUGAUAAAAAAAAUCACAUAAAGAGUUGUGUACCUUAUAAAGAAAGAAAACCAAGAUUUCAAGAAAUCUUAGCACUUAAGAGAUCAAUCGAAAUUUCCUUUUUCAAAGCAACAACAACCAACAAAAAAAACAUCAGCCACAAAUCAAGAUUUCGUUCUUCAACAUGAGAACCAAAAAAAAAAAACUCUUAAGUUCACUGGAUAUAAGAAAUUUUCAAAGAAUAGAAGUUUAAGGUGAAAUUUUAAGAGAAUGAAUCUUAUUAAUUAUAUAAGGAGAAAAAAAGUGAAGAAACACGACAGACUUCGGAUCGAGAUGAAGGUGUAAAAUUUAAGUGAGAAAAAAACAAAGUGAAAUUAUAUAAAAAUGUUGCGAUAUGAAUUUAUUCACGGAUGAAGAAGAGAAAAAAAACCCUUAGAAACUCUUAGAAUAGAAAUUAGAGAGAAAAACUCAAAGUAUUUAAUGAACACAUUAUAAGGAGAUGAAAAAAAGGAGGUCAAUUUUGAUUAUUGUGUAUAUUUGAGAAGAGAAAGAAAGAGAGAGAAAAGGAGAUGCAAAACCAGUAUAUUUAUCUAAUGGAAAUUUACCUGUUUGUGUAAUCGUAGAUUAUUCAAGAAGAAAGGAAGGAAGAAAUGAAACAUAUCUAAUCGCAUAUCUCUUAUUGAACAAGAUAAAGGAUUAAAAAAAAAAAUUGCAUAUCAAAAAAAACAUCUUUACUAUAUUUAUCUAUAUAUUAAAAUAAAGAAAGAAAAAAAACAAGUGAAUUAUAUUAUAUUGUGGAAAAAAGGUGUCUAAGAAAAAAACAAAGUGUUAAUAUAAAUACUGACAUAUCAAUUUUAUCAGGAACUACAAUUGUGAGAAGGUUUAAGAGAGAAGAAGAUGAAAAAAACCCACUGACGCAUUAAGACAUAUCAUGCAGAAGUUGUACGUAAUUUCCUCCUCCCAAGAAAAACCCCCCUUUUUCAACCCCCUUUUUAGCAUUUAAGAAGAAGCAUCUUUUGACCGGCGUUUUGGAGAAAGGAUCGCGCGCAGAGCGAUUGAGACUCGAUUUGUCCUGACCUGUAAUAAAAUCUCUUAAUGUGUGCAAUCGAGUGUCAAUUUCUCAGCAACAAAGAAGAAAAGAGAAUUUUCUCAUCAAACCGAAGAAAUCCCAGCAGAAACUGUGCGACGAAUGAAGAUCAAAAAGACGAUGGAAGACGAUCGGAAAAGUGAACCACAACGAAGGCUUUGGCGUGGAAGAAUUGCAAGGAAUUUUCCCCCUUUUUCCUCCCCUAAAUAAAGAAGAAAAAAAGAACCCUU
This is a messenger RNA of Phlebotomus argentipes, 3589 nucleotides long. Its product is annotated as IDLSRF-like peptide. Bases 181 to 774 code for a protein of 197 amino acids. The record is from RefSeq and is a predicted model, not a curated record. NCBI's taxonomy places the organism in Eukaryota, Metazoa, Arthropoda, Insecta, Diptera, Psychodidae. The transcript is spliced from 5 exons. Gene Ontology annotation, molecular function: protein binding.